AUGGGGAAGAAAAAGGGCGGUAGCAGACGUGACGACGACGAUCCGUUUGCGGAUCUCGGCGAAGACGUCACUCAGAAUAAUCUGCAGCCUGAGGAACCUGAGAAAAAGGCGCAGGAAUCUGUUCCAAACGAUGCGUCGAACGAGUCCAAGGGCUCUGGAGCGCCAGAGAAGCAAGAACACGAUGCCACGCCAGCAUCGGCAGGAGCCGACGCCGGUGGUGGUGGUGGUGGUGGUGGUGGUGAUGCCAUGCAGUCUGAGCCAGAGCCACCGCGCCUUUUGACCAAGAAAGAAAAGGAACGUUUGAAGAAAGAGCGUGAGAAAGAAAAGAAAAAGGCGCAGGCUGCGCAGAAGAAAGCGUCUCAGCAAAAGGACACACAGGAAGCACCAUCAGAUAAGGGCACCAAUGCCCCAGGUUCAGCAACGCAACCAAAUGCUAGUGAGCCUACCGAUGGUUCAGCAUCUGCACAGGCAGAUGCAAAAAUUUCGGGUGACGAUAAGGGUGGAGAUGCUGACGCCGCCGCCGGUAAAGACGACGACGAUGACGAUGAAGGAGCUGAGGCGCCUAGCUCAGCUGCCGAUAAGAAGAAGAAAAAGAAGAAAAAGAAAGCUGCGCCAGAGCCUGCUGCUGCUCCGCCCAAGAAGGCGCCAAAUGCAGCCAUUGCCGCUCUGCAGGCUCGUAUCGCUGCGCAGAAAAAGGCUGAAGAACAAGCGCGUGCCGAAGAGGAAGAACGUCGUCGGCUCAUUGAAGAGGAAGAACGAAAGGAGCGUGAAGAAGAAGAACGCAAGGAAGCUGAGCGGCUCCGUCGUAAGGAGAAAGAAAAAGCUAAGCGAGAACAGCUGCGUAAAGAAGGCAAGCUGCUUACGCCGAAGCAGAAAGCGGAGCUCAAGCAGGCCGAAGCACGAAAGGCCGCUCUUCUGGCAAGCGGGAAUAUUUCUGUCGCGGCUCAUCAGGCACCUGUGCCAGCAGAAAAGUCACGUCGUGUCGUGUAUGAUAACAAGAAGAAAAAGUCUCAGAAGAAACAGGAACAAGAGCAACCCGAGCGAGAACAAGAACAAGAUGCCAAGUCAACGGCGGCAACAGCACCCGAACAUCAAGCUGAGCCUGAGCCGCCUACAGCACCGGCGUCCAAGGAGGAUGAAAAACAAUCAGCGGAGGACGAUGAUGUCAAAGAUGAUUGGGAGGCAGAGUCUGACGAUGUGAAAGAUGACUGGGAACAGGAAAGCGAAGAAGAAGAUACAAAGGAAACGCCGUCCAAAGGCGGUGCACCUGCUAAAGACACAUCUGCUCCUGCUGACCGGAAGGUCGAAAAAGAAAAGGUUGGGCAGGCUCAAACUCCAGCAACAUCCGGUACAAACAAGGAGAAAGAAGAGAACGGCGAACAAGACGACCACGACGAUAAGGAGGACGAUGACGAUGACGACCACGACGACGACGAUGACGAAGAGGAUGACGAGGAGGAUGACGAUGAUGACGAUCUCACAAAGACACAGCGGAUGGCUCUGGAGCGCCGUCAAGCGGCAGAGCAGCGCCGAAAGGAACGCACAGAAAAGGCGUUGGCCGAGCGCAGCGCAGAUCAUCUUCGCAGUCCCAUUUGUUGUAUUCUGGGUCACGUCGAUACAGGAAAGACCAAGCUUCUUGACAAGGUGCGUCAAACCAGUGUGCAAGAGGGUGAAGCUGGUGGUAUUACGCAGCAAAUCGGUGCAACGUAUUUCCCCGUGGAUGCACUGAAAGAAAAAACGUUUGUCCUAAACAAGGGCGAAUUUGAUUUCAAAGUUCCGGGACUGUUGAUCAUCGAUACGCCCGGGCACGAGUCGUUCACAAACCUUCGUUCUCGCGGCAGCUCACUUUGCAAUAUCGCAAUUCUCGUCGUCGAUAUCAUGCACGGUCUCGAGGCUCAGACACUCGAAAGUUUGCGUUUGUUGCGCGACAGGAAGACGCCGUUCAUUGUCGCACUCAACAAAAUCGACCGUCUGUACGACUGGAAGGCAACGCCCAACAACGCUGUGCAAGACUCUCUGGCCCAACAGGCGGUCCACACGCAGAACGAGUUUGACGAGCGUGUGUCAAAGAUCCUCCUUGCUUUCAAUGAACAGGGACUGAACGCUGAAUUGUAUUACAGAAACAAAAAUAUGGGUCGCUACGUGUCGCUUGUGCCGACCUCCGCUCACACUGGUGAGGGUGUUCCAGACUUGCUCCAGCUGCUAGUGAGUCUCACUCAAACACGUAUGAGCCGGAACCUCAUGUAUCUGUCGGAGCUCGAGUGUACGGUGCUGGAGGUCAAGGUCAUCGAAGGUCUCGGCACAACCAUCGACGUUGUUCUGUCGAAUGGUGUGCUACGCGAAGGCGACAAGAUUGUCGUGUGUGGUCUGAAUGGACCGAUCGUCACACAGGUCCGUGCUUUGCUGACGCCACAGCCUCUGAAGGAGCUUCGUGUUCGUGGCGCAUACGUACACCACAAGGAAGUCAAGGCAUCCUUGGGUGUGAAGAUUGCUGCGCCUGAUCUCGAAAAGGCUGUCGCCGGUUCGCGUUUGCUCGUCUGCACGCGAGACGAUGAGGAAGAGCUUCUGCGGGAAGAGGUCAUGAGCGAUCUCACGACGCUCCUAAACUCCGUCGAUAAGUCUGGCAAAGGUGUGUGUGUGCAGGCGUCGACGCUCGGAUCGCUCGAAGCCCUGCUGGAGUUCUUGCGGGUCAGCAAGAUCCCCGUGAGUGGUAUCAACAUCGGACCUGUGUAUAAGCGUGAUGUAAUGCGGUGUGCGACAAUGCUCGAGAAGGCACGAGAGCUCGCAUGUAUCUUGUGCUUUGAUGUCCCGGUCGACAAAGAGGCAGAGCGUCUGGCUGAUGAGCUAGGCGUCAAGCUGUUUACCGCCGACAUUAUUUAUCACUUGUUCGACAGUUUCAUGGCAUACAGUGCCGAGAUCAUGGAGAGCAAGAAACGCGAUGCUGCGGGCACGGCCGUAUGGCCAUGCCGCCUGCGUACGAUUGCCGCAUUUGCCAAGCGAGAUCCAAUCAUCCUGGGUUGCGACAUUGUCGAUGGCUCUCUUCGGAUCGGAACGCCUCUGUGUGUCGUCAAGGCAGAUCCAUCGACACGAAAGAAAGAAAUCGUGCCUCUAGGACGCGUUUCGUCGCUGGAAAUUAACCACAAGCCGCGUAAUGUCGUACUCAAGAAGGAUGUUGGCGCUGGUGUUGCCGUGCGCAUUGACCCUGACCCUAAUGAGGCACCCAAGAUGUUUGGUCGACAUCUGGAUGAAAAGGAUGAAAUUUACUCGUACAUCAGCCGUUCGUCUAUCGAUGCACUCAAGGAGCACUUUUGGGACGGUGUCUCUAUCGAAGAAAAGCGCUUGAUUAAGAAUCUCAAGGGUCUCUUGGACAUCCCCUGA
Malassezia globosa CBS 7966 is the source of this 3378-nucleotide messenger RNA. RefSeq lists its product as uncharacterized. Gene Ontology annotation, cellular component: mitochondrion; cytoplasm. The transcript has a single exon. The record is from RefSeq and is a predicted model, not a curated record. Gene Ontology annotation, molecular function: GTP binding; GTPase activity; translation initiation factor activity. The coding region runs from base 1 to 3378 and encodes 1125 amino acids. NCBI's taxonomy places the organism in Eukaryota, Fungi, Basidiomycota, Malasseziomycetes, Malasseziales, Malasseziaceae. Gene Ontology annotation, biological process: translational initiation.